This is a messenger RNA of Aspergillus thermomutatus, 756 nucleotides long. Its product is annotated as TolB family protein. Lineage: Eukaryota; Fungi; Ascomycota; Eurotiomycetes; Eurotiales; Aspergillaceae. The record is from RefSeq and is a predicted model, not a curated record. Bases 1 to 756 code for a protein of 251 amino acids. The transcript has a single exon.
AUGGAUGGUGAGGACGGCUUGGCACUCUAUUGCUUGUCUAUUGACGUCUUGAACACAGAUCUCGUCGACGAAACGCUCGUCGGCCAAGGAUUAGCAGGUGCCUUCCAACCCUCCUGGUCGACGGACGGCCAAUGGCUCGUCUUCGGCGUGGGCUCCUGGUUCCAGGAUCGCGCACAGUACGGCGGAUGGCUGGCACGCGCCAGUGCGAACGGCUCCUACGCAGAACUGCUAACCACCAGCAACUCGACGGCAAUCAACUCUGGCUUCCCCAGUUUCUCCCACGACGGCAAGAAGGUCGUCUACCGUGUUUGGGGCGCAAAGUCCACCCAAGGCGACAAGUCCCAGCUUGGCCUGCGCAUCCUGGACCUCGAAACUCGCAAGGUCACCGUCCUCACCACAGGAUGGGACAACCUCCCCUUCUUCUCACCGGACGGCGAACACAGGGUCUUCACCCGCAAGACGAACGCAACCAACUACGAUGUCUGCACGAUCCGGCCCGAUGGAAGCGAUCUGCGCGUGCUGACCAGCAGCGGCGCCAACGAUGCGCAUGCGGUGUGGUCGCAUGAUGGAAGGAUCCUGUACUCUACGGGCAUGUAUGGGUUCCGGUACGAGUGUGCCUUGUACGACAAUACGUUCCAGCCCUACGGCCAGAUUGUGAUCAUGGAUGCGGAUGGAAAGAAUAAGCGCAUGCUUACGGACUCGAUGUGGGAGGAUUCGAUGCCGCUGUUUGUGCCCCAUUCGGCUCUCCACCGCUAG